GUUGAAGUGCCCGAAGAGGAAGCAGAGAUUUCAAUGCACGCAAUGGCAGGGAUCCGGGGGCCUCGGACGAUGCGAUUGCCAACUUGGGUCAAGGAUCGUAGGGUGAUGGUGCUCAUAGACAAUUGGUCAUCACACUUCAUUAAUGCUGACUUGUCCCAGAAGCUGAAUUUACCAACCACAAAGAUUGAGCCUUUUGAGGUACGAGUAGCUAAUGGUGAGAGGUUUCAAUGCACUGAAUCCUUUCGAAAUGUGCCAAUCAAGUUCCAAGGAGUUACGGUGAAGGCUGAUCUCUAUGCUUUACCCCUAGUCGGACCUGAUGUCGUUCUAGGAGUCCAAUGGCUCGAAGGAUUAGGCAAGGUGACCACCGACUACCGGACUGGAGUUAUGAAGUUCAAAUCUGGAGGUCGGCAAGUCACUCUGAGCACAGGCACUGAGAAAGGUACUAAAGAAGUUGGGUUGAAGAGUAUCGAAAGAGUUUGGCGAAGUGGCAGUCAAAUAUUCGCAGUAGUGGUUGAAAAUAAGGAGCCGCACACGGAAGAUACCGGACAGCAGCAAGGCGAUGUGCGCAAGCUUCUUGAGGAAUUCGAAGGAGUGCUAGGCGAACCCAAGGUCCUACCACCUCACUGGGAGUUCGACCACCACAUACCUCUGAUUAAUGUGCAGCAUGCAGUACACGUCCAUCCCUAUAGGUACGCUCACUUCCAGAAAACUGAGAUUGAGAGGCAGGUGGCUGAGAUGCUAGAAUCGAGGUUAAUUCAGCAUAGCAAGAGUCCCUUUUUUUUACCAGUACUGUUAGCUAAAAAGAAAGAUGGCACGUGGAG
Molecule: messenger RNA, 821 nt
Organism: Striga hermonthica
Lineage: Eukaryota; Viridiplantae; Streptophyta; Magnoliopsida; Lamiales; Orobanchaceae
Source: the annotation of a GenBank genome assembly